UCAGUACUUUGAAUCUUUUGUGUUUUGCGUUUGUUGCGUUUUAUUAAUAAUUAUCACAGGUUUUUCCCAAUUUGUGAUAAUAGUUUAUUUUGAUAAUCCAAACUCAAAUGCAUGAUAGUGCUAAGACUACAAAAAAUCGUAUCUUUCUUUAUUUGGUAACAUGAACGGAGAUUCAUCUUCAACAUUCAUCCAACAAGCCACGUUGGAAAAAUUAAAAUGCACAAGAUGCCAAAAAUACCUCUCAAUUUUACCAAUCCAUAGGAAUCUUCAAGGAGACAUAAUUUGUGGCCGUUGUCCCAUUGAUGAUGCGUCAGGAUUUAUCCGAGACGAACUGUAUGAGAGUGCUAUUGAAUUCCAAAAAUUCCCUUGCACUAACCGUGGCAGUGGUUGCUUGGAAGUACUUUCACCUGCUAAAUUAGCCGAACAUGAAAAAUGCUGUCAUUAUAUGAAGCACGAGUGCCCAACUAAAGUCUAUAAUAAUUGCACUUGGGAAGGAAACUUAGUGGACGUUUUGGAUCAUUUCGAGAAGGCACAUCCUACUUUUAUAUUGAAGGACUGCAAAUAUGAAAUUGAUUUACAAAAUAAUCACAAGGAAAAUUAUUUGAUGCCAUAUGCUGAUGGCUUAUAUGUGAUCACAAGGGAAGGUAAUUCACUAAAAAGAACCUUUUCAGUCAUUGUUAAAUGCUUGAGUGCCAUUGAAAAUACUGCUGAUAAUUUAGUGUACAGUUUGACUUUGGAAAGUGGCAAUAAAGCGCACAAAUAUAUCCAAGAAGAAGUUGUUGGGAAUAAGUUAGAAUUUCAAGGAGACAUUGUAAAAGACAUGCUGCAUGAUCCUAUUACAAUCAUUGCAAAUAUAAGUAUUAAAGAAAAACCUGAGACAAACGCUUCAGUAAUAAGUUCACAUGAUAGUGAAGAGGAUGAUGGUCUUGAUUUGGAUCUACUACACGAGUUUGAAUGUCCUAUUUGUAUGGAAUAUAUGGUGCCACCAAUUUAUCAGUGUGAAAUUGGUCAUAGUUUUUGCCAAGUUUGCAAAGAUACACAAACAGUUUGUCCAAGUUGCAAGGCUGAAUUCAAGAGGACCCAAAAUUUCACUUUAGAACGGGUUAUCAUGAACACAAUUUAUCCUUGCAAACAUUCCGGCUGCAAAUACAAAACUAAAGCCAAAAAUAUAAGGCAACAUGAAGCCACUUGCCUUUGGGGCCCAUUCGAAUGUCCCUUGAAAGAUUUUGAAAAGUGCUCAACAAAUUUUCGAGCAUCCGAAUUAUUCAAUCAUAUCAAAAAUGAGCAUUAUGAAAGUUUGCUUGAGCUUGACACUGUGAGCGUCCCAUUUAAUACUGAAGUGGAUGAAGAUAUUUUGGAAGCAUUCAUAUUGAAACAUGGCCAAUAUUUAUUUAAACUAUGUUUUAAGUAUGAGUGUGAAGAGCAACAGUUUUGUUGGUCUGUUCAAUUAGUAGGCCCUCCUGAAGAGAGUGCUAAAUAUAUGUUUGAACUGGAAAUUAUUGAUGGUAAUGGGAAAAAUUUGAGGCUCUACAUUAAAGCCAAUUGCGCACCAUUGUGUGGAAUAGACUCAACAUUUGAUGAUGAAAAUAGUAUUUAUGUUGAUUAUGAACAAAUUGAAGCCUUUAUUAAGAAUCAACUUACAUAUAGGAUUUUAAUAACUAAAAAAUGUUGAAUUUUUUUAUAUAUUAUUAUUUUUUUUACAUGGGUAUUAAUAUUUUCAGGAUCAUUUUAUUAUUGGAUUAUUGCCAAGGUAGAAGUGAGAAUUAUGUUUAAAGUUGCUUCAUUAUUUUAUUAUUAUCUGACAAAUUAGCCUAAUAAUUUCUUGCGUAGGUAUCACAUUGUUUUUUGUUUUUUUUUUUUUUAAUUUUUUCCAAGCUCAAUAUACUUAUUGAUGUUAGUUUCCAAAAUUUUGAGUUGCACCGAUUGCGGACCAUUCUUGGAAAAUGGCUUACUUAUACAAUUUCACUAAAAACUGUUAAAUUUGUAUAAAGGGUAUUUUCAGUGCCAUAUUAUCAAUUCUAUUGCUAAGGCUGAGGUUAUAGCAGUAAGUAAUUAGUAAGAUUUAUGCUUGAAUUGCUUAUUAUUUAGAAAUAUGUAUGUAUUAUUUUGUAUCCUAUAGUUAUAAAAUAAAAUAGCCCAAUAAUUAUCUUA
Messenger RNA from Ceutorhynchus assimilis (cabbage seed weevil), 2151 nucleotides. The record is from the annotation of a GenBank genome assembly. NCBI's taxonomy places the organism in Eukaryota, Metazoa, Arthropoda, Insecta, Coleoptera, Curculionidae.